AUGAAACUGAUGACGAAGAAAAUUAUGAAGCAGAAUGCUUAUUUUGUACAAGACUUUAUUCUUCAGAUGUACAUGGUGAACAAUGAGUUCAGUGUCGAGUACAGGCCCUGCGUUGUUCCCGGAAGUGCAUGGGAAUUGAUGCGGGAAUUCCUGCAAGGCUUUCUCGGACCUACUGUGUCCAAUCAAGCUCCACAAUAUUUGCAGAACCGGAUGAAUGAUAUCUAUCAACCUCUGGAUACUAUACAACAGUAUUUGGAACACUUCGGUCAGUACCGAAAAGCUACGGGUGUGAUUUAA
Dufourea novaeangliae is the source of this 297-nucleotide messenger RNA. It is a transcript of the gene MED20, whose product is annotated as mediator of RNA polymerase II transcription subunit 20. The transcript is spliced from 3 exons. Gene Ontology annotation, biological process: regulation of transcription by RNA polymerase II. Gene Ontology annotation, cellular component: mediator complex. Lineage: Eukaryota; Metazoa; Arthropoda; Insecta; Hymenoptera; Halictidae. The record is from RefSeq and is a predicted model, not a curated record. Gene Ontology annotation, molecular function: transcription coregulator activity. The coding region runs from base 1 to 297 and encodes 98 amino acids.